Messenger RNA from Eruca vesicaria subsp. sativa (arugula), 480 nucleotides. NCBI's taxonomy places the organism in Eukaryota, Viridiplantae, Streptophyta, Magnoliopsida, Brassicales, Brassicaceae. The record is from the annotation of a GenBank genome assembly.
AUGGAACUGAUGGUUUUAAAGCCAUCUUUUGCGAAGAAAUUAAACACCUCAGGGUUUAGCCCUUUGCAUCUGGCUGUUGAGAACCGUCAAGUUCAAUUAGCUCUAGAACUAGUCAAGUAUGAUCCUGAUCUUGUUCGUGUUGCUGGCAGAAAAGGCAUGACACCACUACAUCUUGUAGUAAAGAAAGGCGAUGUCAAUCUUCUUACUGAGUUCCUACUGGCUUGCCCAGAGAGCAUCAAAGACACGAACGUCAAUGGUGAGACUGCUCUACACAUUGCGGUGAUGAAUGAUAGAGAAGAAGAGCUCAAAGUGCUCACAGGAUUUAUACAGAGAUCGUAUAAAAGUGACUCUGCGUCCACAGAGAUUCAUGUACUGAACAGACGCGAUCGUGAUGGCAACACAACCCUGCAUCUCGCGGCAUAUAAGAAUAAUCAUAAGGCACGUUGUUAUCCUUUUUUUAUGAUUUAAAAAGCAUUCUCG